Molecule: messenger RNA, 2753 nt
Organism: Phyllopteryx taeniolatus (common seadragon)
Lineage: Eukaryota; Metazoa; Chordata; Actinopteri; Syngnathiformes; Syngnathidae
Gene: kctd9a
Product: potassium channel tetramerization domain containing 9a
Exons: 12
Coding region: 164-1333 (389 amino acids)
Biological process (GO): protein homooligomerization
Molecular function (GO): protein binding
Source: RefSeq, a predicted model, not a curated record
UUACAUUAUUUCCAGAUGACAGUGAAGGCACCGUCAGUCUCAUGUUAUUGACUGGUUCAUCGCUAGCUGCUAGCAAGCUUGAGAUACGGACGGUACAUGUUAGCUGGGAGGCACCAAGUUAUUUUUAACUUUCCAACGAAGUACUUUCAACCAAAGAGCAAUAAUGAGAAGAGUCACGUUAUUUGUGAACGGGACGUCUAAAAAUGGCAAGGUUGUAGCAGUGUAUGGGGCCUUGUCCGAUUUACUUUCUGUAGCCAGCAAUAAAUUGGGCAUCAAAGCAUCCUGUUUAUAUAAUGGGAAGGGAGGUCUCAUCGAUGACAUUGCCCUAAUCAGAGAUGACGACGUACUGUAUGUCUCAGAAGGUGAUCCAUUUAUUGAAUUUCAAAAUGAUGUCAAGGUUGAGUCUGAUCAACAAGGCGCUCACACUGACUGGCUGACCCUGAAUAUUGGUGGUCGUCUCUUUACCACUACCAGAAGCACCCUGGUCAGCAAAGAGCCAGAGAGUAUGUUAGCUCACAUGUUUCGAGAGAAAGAUGUUUGGGGAAACAAGCAAGAUGAGCAUGGUGCCUACCUCAUCGACCGCAGCCCUGAAUACUUUGAGCCUAUUCUUAACUACUUGAGGCAUGGCCAGCUCAUUAUCAAUGAGGGCAUAAAUAUAAGAGGUGUUCUUGAGGAGGCUCGUUUUUUUGGAAUUGAGCAACUUGCUGAUCAGUUGGAAUUGGUCAUCAAGAACACACAGCCGCCUGAAGACCAUUCUCCCAUUUCCCGCAAGGAGUUUGUGCGUUUUCUUUUGGCUACACCCACCAAGUCUGAGUUACGUUGCCAGGGUCUUAAUUUCAGUGGCGCUGAUCUGUCCCGUCUUGAUUUGCGCUACAUCAAUUUCAAGAUGGCUAAUCUCAGCCGGUGCAAUCUGACACACGCCAAUUUGUGUUGUUCCAAUCUGGAGCGGGCUGAUCUGUCAGGAGCCAACCUGGAUGGUGCUAAUUUACAAGGUGUGAAGAUGCUCUGCUCCAAUGCAGAAGGAGCCUCUCUUAAAGGAUGCAACUUUGAAGAUCCUUCUGGGCUGAAGGCCAACCUGGAAGGUGCGAACCUGAAAGGUGUCGACAUGGAAGGAAGUCAAAUGACCGGCAUUAACCUGCGGGUGGCCACUUUGAAAAAUGCAAAGCUGAAAAACUGCAACCUGCGGGGUGCCACUUUAGCAGGGACAGAUCUUGAGAACUGCGACCUGUCUGGCUGUGAUCUUCAAGAGGCCAACCUGAGGGGGUCCAAUGUGAAAGGAGCCAUCUUUGAAGAGAUGCUGACGCCACUGCACAUGUCGCAGAGUGUUAGAUAAAUGAGCAUGUGCAUCAACUCAGCCACUGUCGGCUCCUUUAAUCACGCUACUACAGCCUUUGACGGUAUAUUCACUCACUUUCAAUCUUUUUUUUUUUUACCUGCAUUGAGCGCAGGUAAUUGUAUGCACUUCUCUGACACUCCACCUAUCUCAUGUUAGCUUUAAAUAUCGCAGUAUUUAUCCAGGGUUGUUUUGGAUGCUUGGAUGUAUUUUAGUGUCUCAUUCAUCGUCGUAUAUUACAAAACAAAAUAAUGUCUUUGGUGUGUGUCGAAGUGUCUGGAUGCAAUCCAGGAAUUACAGUCACUUGAUGUUUGGCACAAUAAUGUAUACCUAUGUAUAUUUUACAUUCUGUUAAUUGAUGUUGAUAGAAGUUCAAACCAGACAAUGGUUACAGUUUCUGAAUGCUGCUAUUGAAGAACAGUAGGAGUCACCUAGAAAUGACUGUGUUGCUGUACUUUUCUCCGCAAGUAACAUUGGCCUGGUACAACGCUCUAGAAAUGAAAGCCAAAGCCACAAGGGAGCAGUGUCAAGGCUCAAAGUGCUGUGAAACUAUGCGACAAGCUAGAUAGCAACACAGCUCAGGUAUGCAAUACAUAAUUUACAGCUGUGACCGUUGUCUCUUGCAACACUCAAUAUUUUGUGCUCAAAAAGAUUAUUCUUGUUCCUGUGCUCUGUGGAUCUACCUCUUUAUUUUCCAUCAGUGAUCCAUUUGCAUGUAUUCAGCUGUGGCGCUGUGUAUUAAAAUGGUCAUGUAGGUCAUAUUCACAUCUUACUUUUCACAUUGAGAGACUAAUUCAUCUUUCCUUGCGUUUUGCCUCAAGGUUGUAGUCACAUGUUCGGUGUCAUUGUUGUAAUUCUCCAUGUAUAAUCACUUAAUCAUGCUUUGAACCUAUUUGCACAAGUACACACACACAUAUAUAUAUAUAUAUAUGCUUUCACCCCCAAAAAAUGUAAAUUGUGUAUUCUUAUGUGUAUUGAAUCCAGUGCUUCCAAAACUUUCCAAAAAGAUUGUAAAUACAUUGAGGGAGAGAUUCUUUUCUCAAGGAACAAUCUUCUCCUUGCUGGACUGUGUUUGUCUGCCUGUGUUUGCUUGUCUUGACCGGUCAAGAACAUUUAGCUGUAGCUUAGUGCUGGUCUGAUGCAAUAUUUUUUACUCCGUUUAACAGAAGGUACCAAGCUUGUGAGAGUGAUUGAUGAAGGCAAUGUUUGUGUAUCGCACCCGAUAGUAUAAAACUCAAAGGAAGUGAUUUUGAUUAUUUAUUUGAAAACAUAUUGUGAAUGCAAUAUGGAGCAAAGGUUGUUUUGUUUAGAACCAGGGGUGUCAUUCUCCCUGUCAAUGAUUAUUGCACUUGACUGUGGAAAUACUUUUCCAUUGUUUGACUGUUAUAAAUAAAGAGAUAAACUCAUUGAAAGAAGAGAA